CAGAUUAGGAAAGUCCAUCGAUUGUGUAGCAUGGCACAACUCGAUAUAUCGAUCUAUUAUCUACCAAUAGAAUAGUAGUACAAUGUGUUACUACAGUCUAUAUACCACUAUUUACUUGCCUAGUGCCCAGAGGUAGGCACUGACUCGAGUUUUUGAACAUCUUCAUAUUGUGCAAACAUGGAGAAACACCAAGGGACCAUCCCUUACGAACGCCGAAAACCGUGUAAUAGGCGCAGAAACUUUUUGCUCUGUUCGCUGGUUUUCAUCUGUUUGAUACCGUUUUACUUCAGUCCCUCGUUACGCUCGCGGACUGGUCACUGCUUUAAGUCAUCGAGCAACCGACUAUAUCGUAGUGACCCAGAGAAAUGGUGCCCUCUUCCGAACGUCACCUCUCCCAAAGAUGAUGGCCUUAAGUCAAGCGAACACCUUAUGGACUCUCGGGAAUUCCAAUUGGCAGUAGAACGGCUCUCGGCAGCAGUGCGCGUUCCAACAGAGAGCUUCGAUGAUAACGGCGAUGUCGAUGAGGACCCCCGUUGGGCGACAUUCCAAGACCUCCACCAAGUCUUGGAGAAACUGUUCCCGCUCGUACACUCGCAACUUGAACUUCGUAAGGUAAAUAGAUACGGCCUUCAAUACACAUUCAGGGGCACAGACCCCUCACUUAAGCCUAUCCUCUUGACGGGACACCAAGACGUUGUCCCUGGUGGUACAGCUUCCCGUUGGACCUAUCCCCCGUUCGAGGGACAUUUUGACGGAACCUUCGUAUGGGGCCGAGGGGCAGCUGACUGCAAGAGCGUUGUCAUUGGAAUUCUUUCGACCAUUGAAGACCUGCUAUCGCAAUCGUUUGUGCCGCAUCGCACUAUCGUGCUUGCUUUCGGCUUCGAUGAAGAGACCGGUGGCCUCAGGGGAGCAGCCUCUUUGAAUCAGUCCCUAAUUCAGGAAUGGGGGUCAGACUCAUUCUUAUUCAUCUUGGACGAGGGCGGAAUGGGUAUUCAUAAUCAGGGAGACGACAUUAUUUAUGCGUACCCGAGUGUGGGGGAGAAAGGUUACUAUGAUAUUCAAUUAACCCUUGAAGUGAAUGGCGGACAUAGCUCAAGACCACCAAAACACACAGGUAUUGGCAUCAUGGCAGAUGCAAUCGUGGCUUUGGAGAACAACCCGUACUCCCCGCAGCUAACUCAAUUCAAUCCCUUCCGAAGAGUGUUGGAGUGUAGAACAAGAUAUACUCCAGAUGAUGUUCAGCCCUGGUUGCGCGAUGAACUUCUCGACGGAAACGAAAAAGAAAUUGCAAAUAAGAUCGCCGGCGAGGAAACAGACGACCAAUGGCUGCUGAAAACAAGUCAAGCCAUCGACGUAAUUACUGGCGGGGUUAAGGUCAAUGCUCUGCCGGAAAGUAUCGAGCUACAGGUGAACCAUCGGGUCGCACUGCAUGAUUCGGCCGAAUAUAUCAAUCGGCACAUCCAAGAAGUGUUGACUCCCGUCGCACAGAAAUACGGGUUCUUGCUUGAAGGAUUCAAUACCUCAAUUUCUACAGGCUCGAGCUCAGACACUGUCUCAUCCAAUGUCUUACGGGCGCGGUCCUUGCAGAUCAUCCACCCAUCCCCGACCGCACCAACUGAUAAUGGUGUAUGGUCGAUCUUCAGCGGCACUAUAAGACAUGUCUUUGAAUCUACAGAGAGUGCACAGGGUAGAACCGUUAUUCCUGUUGGAAAUAUCAUGACAGGAAAUUCGGAUACAGUCAACUAUUGGGACCUCACUAAGAAUAUCUAUCGGUUCACUCCUUCGAGAAAUGGUACAAGAAUGAACCAACAUGGAAUCGAUGAGAGGAUGGGAGUUACUGCGCAUUUGGAGGGCAUGAGAUUAUACUAUGACUUGAUUCGCAACUUUGAUAGCUGGAAGGACGAAUGAAUUAGGUG
Messenger RNA from Annulohypoxylon maeteangense, 1916 nucleotides. RefSeq names its product putative vacuolar carboxypeptidase Cps1. The record is from RefSeq and is a predicted model, not a curated record. Gene Ontology annotation, cellular component: fungal-type vacuole lumen. Bases 178 to 1908 code for a protein of 576 amino acids. The transcript is spliced from 3 exons. Gene Ontology annotation, molecular function: metallocarboxypeptidase activity. Lineage: Eukaryota; Fungi; Ascomycota; Sordariomycetes; Xylariales; Hypoxylaceae.